Rotaria sordida is the source of this 294-nucleotide messenger RNA. The record is from the annotation of a GenBank genome assembly. NCBI's taxonomy places the organism in Eukaryota, Metazoa, Rotifera, Eurotatoria, Philodinida, Philodinidae.
AUGACACAUUAUACACCCUAUCUCUGUUAUUUGCCUCCAUCUCUUCAUCAACAACUACUUGAUUCAUUGAAAGUUGAUAAUCACCAAAAGAAUGAUUUAAAUUUAACAAAUAUACAAGCAAGUGAAAUAUGUAUUGAAGAUGAUGUUAUGAUUAAUAAUGCUGAUAUAUUUAUUGAAGAUGAUGAUGAUAAUCUUAAUGAAGAUUCUUCUGAUGAAAAUCAGGUGAUGAAUAUAAACGAUGCAGGUGAGCAUGAAGAAGGUAAUCCAAUGUCCAGAUAUUCACGUGCAACUUAG